AUGUACCCGUUCCUUGACCGACAGAGCUUCGAGGAGACGGCGUUUUCGGCGACCCUUGCGCAGACAUUGGAAGGCACUCCUGCAUUUUCUGCUCUGUAUCACGCAGUCCUUGCAUUGGGAUGUCAGUACCAUGAUGGCGGAUCCUUCGACCCCGGGAAGGGCAAAGCAUGGAAAUUCUUCCAAAUGUCACUAGGCCUAAUGGUCGACAUUCUCGUACCACGAGAAUCGUUGCUUAGCCUACAAGCCUUGACUGCUAUGUCCAUUUUUGCCAUGAACACCUGUUGCUUGCAGAUCGACGAAAUCCUAAUCAUGGAAGCAGCGCGCAUGGCGCACGCGCUCAGAUAUCACCGAGCCAUUUGCAGCAGAGAGCAACAAGUGUGGUGUCUGCGCACAUUUUGGGUUAUCUACGGCAUGGAGAAGCAGUUAGCAUUUCAAAAUAGGGAGAACUCGUUGAUCGCAGAUUAUAACGUAGGGUGUCCAAUUCCAGAAACACCAGAGGCGAGCUUUGGGAGCUAUAACUGGUUUUUGUCCUCCAUCCGAUUUGCCAGGAUAACAUCACAAGCAUAUGAGCUUCUAUUCUCCAUUACCGCCACUCAAAGCUCCACAGAAACAUACUACACAAGAAUUGAUCAUGUCCAUGAGCGCCUGGAAAAAUGGCGACUGACCGUGCCAGACGGUUUUCGACCUGGAGAGUCUUGUUCUCCACAAACCUUCACCGAACCUGUCUCUAAAAUGGUCGCUCUCCAAACCCAUUACUCCUACCAUAGUAUGGUCAUUGCUUUAGCGCGACUUACCCUCCAGAUCGGCUCAGACGAUGGUGUGCGACAAGAAGACAGCAGACGAAGUCUGAUGGCUUCUGCUCGACGGAUAAUUGAGCUGACUCAAUAUAUUGACAAGGCACCCCAUACACCACUGUUUAUUCUUGCCAUCAUGCCACUUGUAGCCCUCUUUCUCCUUUUCGACUUCGUAAUCCACAAUCCCACACACCCGGAAACAAAGACCAGUUUGGCAAUGCUUGAUAUUGUUUCGGGGCACUUUGCUCUUGUUGAGCAUGCAUCGAAUGGAUCCUUGCCCUGCUCAUUGGCCUCAGAGUUUGCCCACAUAGCGCGACAGCACGUCAGAGAUGUAAACGGUGGACGUGGUCUCGGGGAAAUUAUGGACGCCACUCUUACCCCGGCACAAAGACCUUUCCGUGGCCAUAUCAAGACAGGAUCGGGUGUCUAG
Aspergillus oryzae RIB40 is the source of this 1224-nucleotide messenger RNA. RefSeq names its product fungal specific transcription factor domain-containing protein. The coding region runs from base 1 to 1224 and encodes 407 amino acids. Gene Ontology annotation, molecular function: DNA binding; zinc ion binding. The record is from RefSeq and is a predicted model, not a curated record. Gene Ontology annotation, biological process: DNA-templated transcription. NCBI's taxonomy places the organism in Eukaryota, Fungi, Ascomycota, Eurotiomycetes, Eurotiales, Aspergillaceae. The transcript is spliced from 4 exons.